Gorilla gorilla gorilla (western lowland gorilla) is the source of this 721-nucleotide messenger RNA. RefSeq lists its product as uncharacterized. The coding region runs from base 165 to 563 and encodes 132 amino acids. The record is from RefSeq and is a predicted model, not a curated record. The transcript is spliced from 5 exons. NCBI's taxonomy places the organism in Eukaryota, Metazoa, Chordata, Mammalia, Primates, Hominidae.
UCUUAUGCCCAUGUCUGGAACUGGAGUGGGAUCGGCCACAUUGAAAGAACACAGCCUGAGGGCAGGGAAGCUAUUGAGCCCCAGAGAGAUGUUAAAGUACUUUUCAUGAAAGAUCAUUGUCUGUUAAGAUCCCAUCGCAGAGAAGUUAAAGAGCUUCAGUCACCAUGCUUUCAGGGUCAAUUUGUCUCCGAAAAGGAACAGAUGGGGAAGAAUUAUUCCAUUCACAGUUGACUUGUCAGAAAUUCCAAGAUCUUGGACUGGCUGAAAGCAAUGAUGUUGCCAUUCAUCCUUUCACGUAUUCAUUAUGGUCUACAGCUGAGAAGGGCUAUUUGGGGUUUGCUUUGCCUGAUGGUAGCAGAAGAAAACCAGGAGGCCUCUCUACAAAAGUUUGCAGUAAGGAGAAAGUUCUGGAGACUGGGAAGAGCAACACAAAGAUAUUCAGUUGCUUGUUGAGAGCUGCUCUCUGCUUCCAAGGCGGCACCUUGUUGCUGCAUUCUCCAAUGGGAAGGAACGCUGGGUCCUCACAUGACAGAAGGUGGAAAGGCAGAGAUCUGGGAACCUGAUGUGGGAAGAAAUCUCAUCUGUGACCACCAUUUUGUCAGGAGUCACAGGAUUCUAUAGCUGCAGCAAACCUGGAGCAAACUGGUCCCCACCAAUCUGGGUGAGACAAACCAAUGAUGACUGAAAAUCACAAUAAAAUUGUAAUACUCAAGAUCUCAAA